This is a messenger RNA of Eurytemora carolleeae, 2531 nucleotides long. RefSeq lists its product as uncharacterized. Lineage: Eukaryota; Metazoa; Arthropoda; Copepoda; Calanoida; Temoridae. Bases 1251 to 1811 code for a protein of 186 amino acids. The transcript has 7 exons. The record is from RefSeq and is a predicted model, not a curated record.
CUAGAUUCUUAUUUUCUGAACAGUCAUUAAUAAAUCUAAUUUUAAUGUUUUUACAUUUUCCACUUUCAAACAGUGCACUCAAUUAGGAGUGGAUGAGUAGGAUGAGUAUAGGACGAAAAUUACGAGAAAAGGACGAGUAGGAUGAGUAUGGGACGAGAAGGAUGAGUAGGAUGAGUAGGACGAUUAGGAUAAAAAGAAUGAUUAGGAUGAGUAGGAUGAGUCGGAAGAGUUGGAUGAAGAGAGGGAUGAGUAGGAUAGUAGAAUGAGUAGAAUGAGUAGGAUGAGUAGUAAGAGUAGAAUGAGUAUGAUGAGUGUGAUGAGUAAAAUGAGUAGGAUGAGCAGGAUGAGUAUAGAACGAGAAGGAUGAGUAGGAAGAGUAGGAGGAGUAGAAUGAGUAGAAUAAGUAUGAUGAGUAGGAUUAGAAGGAUUAGUAUAAUGAGUAGGAUGAGUAGGAUGAGUAAAGAAUGAGAAGAAUGAGUAGCAAGCGUUGAAUAAGUAGUAAGAGUAUGAGGAGAAAAAUGAGAAUAAUGAGCUAAAGGAGUAGGAGGAGUAUAGAACGAGAAGGAUGAGUGGUAAGCGUAGAAUGAGUAGUAAGAGUAUGAGGAGAAAAAUAAGAAUAAUGAGCUAAAGGAGUACGAGGAGUAGGAGGAGUAUAGAUCGAGAAGGAUAAGUAGUAAGCGUAGAAUGAAUAGUUAGAGUAGGAGGAGUAAAAUGAGAAUAGUGAGUUAUAAGAGUAGGAGGAGUAGAAGGAGUAUAGAACGAGAACGAUGAGUAGUAAGCGUAGAAUGAGUAGUAAGAGUAGGAGGAGUAAAAUGAGAAUAAUGAGUUAUAAGAGUUCGAGGAGUAGAAGGAGUAUAGAACGAGAAGGAUUAGUAGUAAGAGUAGAAUGAGCAGAAUGAGUAGGAUGAGUAAAAUGAGAAUAAUGAGCAUUAAGAGUAGGAGGAGUAGAAGGAGUAUAGAACGAGAAGGAUAAGUAGUAAGAGUAGAAUGAGCAGAAUUAGUAGGAAGAGUAAAAUGAGAAAUAUUAAGCCCUUCUUUUACUCUCCUCCGGAACCCCUAAUCAACCCUUUAGGAAUAAACAAAUUAAAUCUUAUCUAAUCUACAGAACCUACUUCUUUUUAAUCAGUAUUUUUGCUUACACAGUUCUACACCCUGUUAUUCACAUUCUUCUCAAUUUCAACAAUAAGUAUGGUUUACAAUCAUUUGGAAGACAGACAUACAUCAUCUCUAACACGCUGGCCUGGUUUGUUAUGUUGUACAUAUCCAUCAACUUCCUGACAAUCUUUCUACCAGAACCUACACUCAUGUACCAGACAAAUAGAUGGGUUGAGUGGGAGGAUGCACUAAUGAAUGGCAGUAUACUCUACGCAGUCACCGAUAUAGUUGGUUUGUUUCUAAACCAAAAGAUGGCGCUGAGCACCGUCUUUCAUCAUAUAUGUACUGCAGGGGCUCUACCUCUUAUACUCAUGUCUGAUAUUAGAGAAGAAGGACCAAGCAAAGGACUGUUGGUGUACGGUAUAUCUACUUGUCUCACCUUCCCAGUACAUAUAUUCUUUGCAAAUCGGUUUCUUGUAGACAACAACACAGCUCAUAAAAUGAAGGUAUUGGCACGGAUUGUUUACGGAUUUAUUAUGAGUAUAAACUGGUUUUGGCAAAUCUCUUAUUUCAUUUAUAUUUCCCUGAUGCAAGAUUCCAUAUACCUAAUACAGACAGGUCUCUAUAUCCUGAUGUUAAGUUUGUGGGCUUACGAUGAAUAUUAUCUAUAUUCCUAUCUCUGCUCUUACACUGAACCUAGCAGAACCUAUUAUUAGUCGUAUGUUUGUAAAAAUAUUUUAAACAGUUCCCUUUUCACUUAAUAUUGUUGUAUAGUAGUUUGAAGCUCUUUGUUAAAAAUGUAAGCAAAAAACAAAUUAUUAAAUUUCAAAUCUGGGAACUUUUGUGCUGGAUACUCAUAAUCCCGAUCCUUUGUGUUGGAUACUCAUAAUCCCGAUCCUUUGUGUUGGAUACUUAUAAACCCGAUCCUUUGUGUUGGAUACUUAUAAACCCGAUCCUUUGUGUUGGAUACUCAUAAUCCCGAUCCUUUGUGCUGGAUACUCAUAAUCCCGAUCCUUUGUGUUGGAUACUUAUAAACCCGAUCCUUUGUGUUGGAUACUUAUAAACCCGAUCCUUUGUGUUGGAUACUCAUAAUCCCGAUCCUUUGUGUUGGAUACUUAUAAACCCGAUCCUUAGUGUUGGAUACUCAUAAUCCUGAUCCUUUGUGUUGGAUACUUAUAAACCCGAUCCACAGAUCUCGAUAUCCACUGUGAAUACUUUUAAUUUGAGGAUCAAAGCUGCCUUCAAGCUCUGACUAGAUACUAUUACUGCGGGAUAUCAAAUAAAUAUUAAAUUAAUCUGCAGAUUAACAAAAUAUCGAGAUCAAACAUUGCGAUCUCAAAAUCCACAAUACAAGAGUUCCCAGCUCACUUUAUAUAAAAAAGAACAACGGCAAAGAUUGUAACUUCGACUGUUUCUUUAAACAAGAAUAUACAUUA